AUUAUAUAUACCAUUAUUAUUCGCUAAUCUUGUAACAUAAAAGUAUAACGUAUAAAUAAAAAGAGAUUUUUUGUCAAUGUAAGGUAUCACGCACGUAAUCGAGACAGAUUCGUUGCGAUGAUAUACCAGGUCGGUUAAAAGUCUUUGGGUUUUUAAAAAUUAUAUAUUCCGUUAUUAAUGUGAUUGGAAAUUAGUUUUUUGAGGAUAGCAGAAGAGUGAAGAUCAUGUUAAUCAUUAUAUCAGCUGUAGUACUAUGCGUUGUCGACCAACAGUAUGCUAUGAAGUAUUUACACCGGUUCGGGUACGCAAAUGAAAAUGAUUUGACUAAACUUGAGGAUUAUUUGUUGAGUUUUCAAGAUAUAAUAUCCCUGCAACGGGGGAAUUAGAUGAAAAUACAAUUCAACUUCUAAAUAGACCAAGAUGUAAUGUAAGUGAAGCAGCUUCCGACGAUGAUCAUUCUUUUAGAGUUAAAUCAAAAUGGACAAAAUUUGAUUUGAAAUGGUAUUUCCCUCAGGCAACCCCAGAAUAUCUUAAAGUAACCAAAAAGGCUUUUGAAGUGUGGAGUAACAGUUCAAAGUUUAAAUUUGAAUUAAUACACAAAAUACGGCCUUAUGCUCCCGAUAUAUCUAUUACAGUUGUACGGGGAAAGCACUAUUUUCGAGCAAAUUGCCAAGGUAGAGGUGAGUGCUCCAGUACAUUUGAUGGGCCCGGAAAGGUGUUGGCACAUGCUUAUUUCCCAAAAGGCAACAGUUGUAUAGAGCUUCAUAUUGAUGCUGAUGAGAAGUGGGAUUUAAGUUUGGAUGGAUCAAGUUCAGAAGAUCAGACUAGCCUACUUAUGGUAUUAAUUCAUGAAAUUGGGCAUAUUUUAGGAAUUGCUCACAGUGAUAUUGAGACAGCAAUAAUGUAUCCAUGGUAUCAAUUCAACAUUGCUCCUAAAUUGGAUGAGGAUGAUAAAAUGGCCCUUGAAGCUCUUUAUGGGCCAAUCAAUACAUAUGUAAAUAAUCCUUUCAAACCCACAUCAGCGCUGCCACCGACUACAAAGACACUUUCACAUCAACCAAAUGAACCGGAUAAAAAUUUAUGCGACAUAAUACCGGAGUAUAUGUUCAUUGCCAUGGCUGGUGAAUUUGAAAAUUACCAUUUAUAUAUUAUUAAUGAAAAUUCCCUAUGGAAAAUUGAUUUGAAUUCGAAACUUAUUCCCUCGCAACCAGAAAUACUCGAUGAUUAUUUACCUGAAGAAGUGGGUCCCAUAAUUCAGAUUUUUCAAAGUUCUUCAGAUAAUUUAAUAGCAGUCAAUGACCGUAAAUACUAUGUAGCAGAUUUUCCCGCUCUACAAAUACUUGAGGAAAAUAAUUUAAUUAUACCUAAGAAUUCUCAAAUAAACACAAUGUUUCAAAGCAAUCAUGGGAAAAUAUAUGUAUUUUAUAAUAACAGUAAUUAUAUUGAAUUUGACAAGAUCUUGAAAACUGUUCGGAAUAGAGGACAAAUAAAAGAUAUUUUCCCUGGACUACCCACAGAUGUUACAGGAGCAUUCCAGUACAUUGACGGACACAUCCGGAUCCUUUAA
Messenger RNA from Diorhabda carinulata, 1567 nucleotides. RefSeq names its product matrix metalloproteinase-16-like. NCBI's taxonomy places the organism in Eukaryota, Metazoa, Arthropoda, Insecta, Coleoptera, Chrysomelidae. The record is from RefSeq and is a predicted model, not a curated record. Gene Ontology annotation, biological process: proteolysis; extracellular matrix organization; collagen catabolic process. Gene Ontology annotation, cellular component: extracellular matrix. Bases 836 to 1567 code for a protein of 243 amino acids. Gene Ontology annotation, molecular function: metalloendopeptidase activity; zinc ion binding. The transcript has 2 exons.